Molecule: messenger RNA, 983 nt
Organism: Nicrophorus vespilloides
Lineage: Eukaryota; Metazoa; Arthropoda; Insecta; Coleoptera; Silphidae
Product: CUGBP Elav-like family member 4
Exons: 6
Coding region: 231-983 (250 amino acids)
Biological process (GO): mRNA splice site recognition; regulation of alternative mRNA splicing, via spliceosome
Cellular component (GO): nucleus; ribonucleoprotein complex; cytoplasm
Molecular function (GO): mRNA binding
Source: RefSeq, a predicted model, not a curated record
CGACGCUGACGCGUCAGAUCGCUCGAAACCCUCGUGGGGUGCGUACGACACGAAACUCUGCCGCGCCUCUCUCGAACAUCAUCGCCCCCUCGCUCUUAGUUUUCCGUUCAGUUUGAUCGCAGCCCUCGUCGGAGGCUCCUCGCGUUGCGUUCUCUUCCUUCCUUCCUACCUACCUUCGCUCCAGUUAUCUUCUCUCUUCGCGACCGGUCAACCAAACCACAUCCACAUAAAUGGUGCAAGUACUCGAGGCGGUCAGGUCGAUCCCUUUCGACUUGCCGAUUGUUAUGAACCGCCCCAUCCAAGUGAAACCAGCGGACAGUGAAAACCGCGGAGAUCGAAAGCUGUUCGUGGGAAUGCUCAGUAAGCAACAGACUGAAGAGGAUGUUCGUCAAUUGUUCACUCCGUUCGGCGCAAUAGAGGAGUGCACGAUCCUGCGAGGACCAGACGGAACCAGUAAAGGUUGUGCUUUUGUGAAAUUCAGCUCGCACCAGGAAGCACAGGCGGCGAUUAAUAGCUUGCACGGGAGCCAAACUAUGCCGGGAGCGUCCUCCAGCUUAGUGGUGAAGUUCGCAGACACUGAAAAGGAACGGCAACUGAGACGUAUGCAGCAGAUGGCCGGAAACAUGAGUCUUCUCAACCCCUUCGUGUUCAACCAGUUCGGAGCUUAUGGGGCUUACGCACAGCAACAGGCAGCUAUAAUGGCUGCGACUGCCCAGGGCACCUACAUUAAUCCGAUGGCGGCGCUCGCGACGCAGAUUCCCCACGCCACCCUCAACGGCAUGGCCAACUCGGUCGUACCUCCGACAUCUGGUAAUUACGACCAACUGCUUCUCUGCUUAAUUAAAACAUCGACACUAAUCGCUCCUCUCCUCUCCUCCUAUACCCACGCACGCAACCCGAAUCUAAUCCCAAAUCCGUUAAAUCCAUUAAACGAUCCGCCAGUUCGGAAACCCCACGACCAUCAUCAAUACCUACAUCUAUAA